CAUAAAAUUUUACUACACCUUUUCAGCAGAAUAAAACAUGAGCUCGUUUAAACGAUUAAAAUUGAAAAAUAAAAAUGCGAAGAAUACUAGUUCAAAUUUAAUGGCUAAAUCUCGUAAAGAAGUACGAAAAGAGCUUAGGAAACAGAAGAAGAUUAACAAAGCAAUUUAUUUCCAGCAGAAAAAAGGGUUACUUGUUUCGGGCAGUGACAAAGAUGAAAGGAUCGUUAAAGUUCAUGGCAAAAAAAAUAUUUGCAAGAAUGAAAUCGCGGCUAGCAUCGAAGUGCAAAAGAAAUCUGUUCAGAAAAAGAAAACUAAGAAGGUUGAACUUGGAAAAACAAAUACACGAAAUGAAUCGCUUAAACAGGCCAAUUUGAAAGAGGAUAAAAUAAUUAAAAAACUGGAGAAGCAGUUGAAAUUAAAUAAAAGAAAAAAGAAGACAAUUCCAAAAUCUUUUGCACUAGAUGGUUUAGAUUAUCUUCUGGAUUUUUGUGUAGAAGAAAAUAGAAAGUAUAUAGUGGAAACAGAGGAAAAGCUGUUAACAGACAAAUUUGAUGAUGAAUUUGAAGGAAGUUUUGAAGAAACUGUUGAAGAAGAUCUCCAGGAGAACACUUGUAUGGAAAAUGAAUUGCAUAAUAUUAAAAAAAAUAAAAAUGUAAAUGACCACUCAGCUACUGCAAAUGAGAAUGUAACUGAACUUGAUUCAGAGGUAUCAGAAACUGAAGAGGUAAAACCUGAACAAAGUAAAGAGAAUGUUCACAUUAAUAAUAAUGAUGGUUUGUGGGAAGAUAUUUAUGGAAGGAAAAGAGAUAGAGAUGGUAAUAUUAUACGAAAUGCUAAUAGAUAUGUUCCACCAGCUGCAAAAGUUGUUUCUGAUAUAAAUUCAGAUAAUGACAAACUGCAGUCCUUAAAAAAACAGUUAAAAGGCUAUUUGAAUAGAAUAACGGAACAAAACAUUCAUUAUAUAAGUAAUCAGAUAGAAACAUUGUACAUGACAAACAGCCGUAACAAUAUGAAUCUUGUAUUAUCAAAAUUAACACUGGAAAGUUUAGUUACAAAUGUAAUGACUCCGAAUAGACUUAUUUGCGAACAUAUGAUGUUGAUUGCCAUUUUGCAUGCAAAUGUUGGUACUGAAGUUGGUGCCAGUUUUUUAGAAAAGCUUGUUAAAACAUUUGUUGAAAUAAUAGAAAAGCCGCAAGAUGUAGAAAAUAAGGAAUUGGACAAUAUAAUUCUUAUGCUUUCACAUCUGUAUAACUUUAAGGUGUAUGGACACAAACUCAUCUAUCAGAUACUUCAUAAACUUGCAACCAAAUUUACAGAAAAAGAGAUUGAAUUGAUAUUACUUAUUUUAAAAACAGUAGGAUUUUCACUAAGAAAGGAUGAUCCAAAUGCUCUAAAGGAGUUUAUAAAAGAUCUACAACAAAAAGCUAGCCAUGAGAAUGGAGAAAACUCAAGAGUCAAAUUUAUGUUAGAAAUUUUAUUAGCAGUAAAGAACAAUAACAUUAAUAAAAUACCCCAAUAUGAUCCUCUUGAAGUGGAACAUUUAAGGAAAAUUAUGAAAAGUGUAAUACGUAAAGGCAAUGCAAUAGUGCAGUUCAAUGUGACUCUAGAAGAUCUGUUGCAUGCCGAUGAAAAUGGAAAAUGGUGGAUUAUAGGAUCAGCUUGGUCUGGAACAAAUACUAUUGAUAUCUCAACAGAAACAAAGAAACAUAACAAGUUCAAUUUUGGUACAAAAAUAUUAGAAUUAGCAAAGAAACAAAGGAUGAAUACAGACACUAGAAGAAAUAUUUUCUGUAUUCUUAUAACAGCCGAAGAUUAUUUGGAUGCAUUUGAAAAACUUCAUCAUCUUGGCUUAAAAGACCAACAAGAAGGCGAAAUCAUACACGUUUUAAUGCAUUGUUGUUUACAGGAAAAUAAGUUCAAUCCUUAUUAUGCGAUACUGGCUCAAAAAUUAUGUGAAUAUAACCGAAAAUAUCAGCUGACGAUACAAUACACAUUAUGGGACAAAUUGAAAACAUUGGAAACGUACGAAUCCAAACAAUUAAAUAAUUUAGCACAUUUUUUAACUUACUUAUUUAUUGAAAACUGCCUUGCUCUAUCAAUUUUGAAAGUUAUUCAAUUUACUGAAUUAGACAAACAUACCAUGAAGUUUCUUAAACAAAUUAUAUUGAAAAUUUUAUUACAUGAAAACGAAAAGGCUUGUCUACGUGUAUUUGAAAGAAUCUCUGUUUCCACUCAGCUGCAAACUUUCAUAGAAAGUCUUCGUUUAUUUAUAAACUGUUUUAUAAUAAAAAAUAUAGAUUCAAGUAGUAUAUUGGACGAGCAAAAACUAUUGUUGAAAAGAAGAGCUGAAUUUGUGGAUAAAAUGUUAAUUUUCCAUGGGUCCAAAGUCAUGUUUUAAAUGAAUAACAUGUUUCUUAACACGUACAGCAAAAAUAUGUAUGUAUGGAUUACAAUAAUUUCUUAAUUAUUGCUGUGCAAAAGUCUGCAUGCAAAGUUUGUAUGUAUUUUCAUAUUUUGAGUUCAAAGGGCCGCUGCAUCCGUAGCCACCCAGUCGAUGAAUACGAAGAAAAUCAUCACAAUCGAUUUUACCAUCUCCGUUGCAGUCCUAAAAAAAGGUGCCACGAUGAUAAGAAAACAACAUAACUAUACAUGAAUGCCUAUAGUAUACAUUUAUUUGCAACCAUACAUACCUGAGAAAAUUUAUCCAUAUAGCCUUGUACUGUACGAGCCGCACAAUAUGGCUCACUCACGCACUGUAGAUAUCCUUUCCAAAAAACAAGUAUUUUGAUUUAAUAAUUUAUUUUUAUUAUUAUCAUUUUUUUGUACUCGCAUUAAUAAUUUACUAACCAUUAUCACUUGAACUGUCGGUAAGGGUUGGUUUUCCAGCAUCAGCCCAGUAACUCCAUGUUAUGCGAAAUGGUCCACAAACAGCCUCGUCACAGCCAAGCGUCGUAUUACAUCCGGAUGCAGCUUCGCAUAUGCAUCCUAAGCAAACCUUCGAUAACGUUUCAGCUCCAGUCACUGAUGUGUAUUGUCCUGUAUAACAAAGAUGGAUAAAAAUAAUUUUCAAUUAACUUUUAUAUACAAUACAUUUCUCAAGAUAAUUGUUCAUAGAUAAUAAAGAAGACAAAGCAUUUGGUGGAGAAGUAACGGAUUUCUGUAUAGAAUCAAUGAUUUAAUGGAGUUUUGUAAAUCGUAGGAUUAUUUUAAAUGCAAAAGAAUUGCAAAAGUAUAAUAAGGUACUUGCUAUCUUAAGCUACAUUAUUUUUACUUUGAUGAUUUAAGGACGAUGCGAUCGACACAGAUAGAUAUUCAAAUUAAUGUCCUCUACAUUAUAAUCAAGGACUCAUACUUUUAUGUAUUCCAUUCUAUGAACGUGUUUACUGUUACAUAAAAAAUGAUGAUCAACAUUGA
This is a messenger RNA of Osmia lignaria (orchard mason bee), 3414 nucleotides long. RefSeq names its product nucleolar MIF4G domain-containing protein 1. Gene Ontology annotation, biological process: ribosomal small subunit biogenesis. The record is from RefSeq and is a predicted model, not a curated record. Lineage: Eukaryota; Metazoa; Arthropoda; Insecta; Hymenoptera; Megachilidae. Gene Ontology annotation, molecular function: RNA binding; protein binding. Gene Ontology annotation, cellular component: nucleolus.